Manis pentadactyla (Chinese pangolin) is the source of this 1011-nucleotide messenger RNA. RefSeq names its product olfactory receptor 2AK2-like. Gene Ontology annotation, biological process: G protein-coupled receptor signaling pathway. Lineage: Eukaryota; Metazoa; Chordata; Mammalia; Pholidota; Manidae. Gene Ontology annotation, molecular function: G protein-coupled receptor activity; olfactory receptor activity. The record is from RefSeq and is a predicted model, not a curated record. Gene Ontology annotation, cellular component: membrane.
AUGAAAUUUUCAACUAUUUUCAGCUUUGAUAUUUCUGUCUAAGCCAUGAAGAUACCAGGAAAUUGAAGUGUUGAAGCAGAUUUUAUACCCCUCGGUCUUUUCCACUACGGUCAGUUGGACACUGUCCUCUUUGUUGCCAUUUCCACUCUCUUUUCAGUGGCCCUGGUGGGGAAUAUCCUGCUGAUCCUUCUCAUCCAGCUGGACGCCAGGCCCCACGCUCCGAUGUACUUUCUGCUCAGCCAGCUCCCCCUCGUGGACGUAAUGACCGUCUCCACCACUGUGCCCCGGAUGGCAGCUGACUUUCUGACAAAGAGUCAGGCCAUCACCUUUAUAGGCUGUAGGACACAAACUUUUGUGUUCUUGGCCCUUAAUGGGACUGAGGCCCUUCUCCUCGGCUUCAUGUCUCAUGAUCGCUAUGUAGCCAUCUGUCAUCCUUUACGGUACUGUGUUCUCAUGAGCAGGAAGAUCUGUAGGUUCACGGUCACAUGCACGUGGGCCAGUAGUUCUGUCACUGCUUUAAUACACACAUUGUACGUGUUUCAGCUCCAGUUCUGGGGAUCGCGGCUGAUUAACCACUUUUUCUGUGAAGUUCCGUCCCUGUUGCCGCUGGUGUGCCAGGACACUUCCCAGUACAAGCAGGUGGUCCUCCUGACGGUCCUAAUUAUUCUGCUGAUACCAUUCGUGGCCAUUCUAGCAUCUUACGACUGCAUCCUCACUGUGGUGCUCCAGAUGAGCUCAGGCAGAGGACAGACGAAAGCCAUCUCGACCUGCUCUCACCUGAUGGUGGCCAGUCUCUUCUAUGUGACGGGCCUCUCCACCUAUAGAAGGCCGCACUCCUUGCGUUUCCCUGAACAGAAUAAGGCAGUAGCUGUGUUUUACAUCAUUAUCACCCCUCUUCUGAACCCAUAUAUCUACAGCCUGAGGAAUAAAGAAGUCAUUGAGGCUGUGAAGAGACUGUUGUUAGGACGGAUAUUUGCAAAGGAAAUGCGACCACAAGAAACCCUACUGUAG